This is a messenger RNA of Lodderomyces theae, 1818 nucleotides long. It is a transcript of the gene PTC5, whose product is annotated as type 2C protein phosphatase. The transcript has a single exon. Gene Ontology annotation, biological process: protein dephosphorylation. The record is from RefSeq and is a predicted model, not a curated record. Bases 1 to 1818 code for a protein of 605 amino acids. NCBI's taxonomy places the organism in Eukaryota, Fungi, Ascomycota, Pichiomycetes, Serinales, Debaryomycetaceae. Gene Ontology annotation, molecular function: protein serine/threonine phosphatase activity; cation binding.
AUGUUGUCAACUAGACCGAAGUUUCUAUACCUCACCAACAAACAACUACAAACAAUCAGCAAGAGACUUAUAUCGUCCACCUCCAAAACAUCAAUCAAUUCUUCCAAGUUACUAAACUUAUCAAAGACAUUCUUCCGAUCACUUCCCAAAACUGAUCAACAACAGUACCUGAAACAGAGCAAGAAUGUGGCUCUUGUGUCUGGCAUCAUAAUAGUUGGAUCAUACAUUGCUUUCAACCAAUCAAAUUACUAUAGUUUGGAUACAUUGCCACUGCUGCCCCCAUCAUCUCAAGUCACGGCGGCGGCGGCGGCGGCAGCAGCAGCAGCAGCAGCAGCAGGAACUGCAGCAAACCCCACGGCAGGCUCAUUUGCAAAACCAAAAUUGUUGGAGGACAAGAAGCUAUUUUCGACUUCGACGUCCUCAAUGCACCAAGAGAAUAGCAUUAGCCAUCAACAGCACAAAGAAGGCAUCUUUUUGUUGAAUGAUGAACAAGUUGAUGCAAAGUUGCGCCAAUUUGAAGAAAGCUAUUUUGUUAAUCGUGGCAAGGGGGUCAUGAGGUAUGAUAUAUGUCAAUUGCCAUCAAACUCGCCCAUUGAAGAUGAUAGAGCUGAAGAAAUUAUACAAGUACCAAUUUUGCAAGAUAAUAACAUUAAAACCACUACUGAUUGGUUAUUUUUUGGCGUGUUUGAUGGGCAUGGUGGUUGGACUACUAGUUCCAAAUUGAGAGAUGAGCUAAUAAAUUAUGUGAUAAAUGAGUUGGGUACCAUUUAUAAACCUGUGCAAGGCGAAGAGAAUCUCAGAUAUGUACCAAACAGUGCCACUAUUGACCAAGCCAUAAGGAAUGGGUUUUUGAAGUUGGAUCACGAAAUUGUCAACAAAAACAUUGAAAAAUUGCUCACUGAUGGAAAUAAAGCCAAAGCUGCGGAAUUGUUGAUGCCUGCAUUAUCAGGAUCUUGUGCAUUAUUGUCGUUUUACGAUACAAAUUCCAAAAUGCUUAAAGUUGCAGUGACGGGAGACUCUAGAGCCAUAUUGGGCUCGUUCAAGAAUAAUCAUUGGACUGCUAGACAGUUGAGCAUCGAUCAAACCGGUUCAAAUCCAACUGAGGUGGCAAGAAUCAUUAGUGAACAUCCAGAUGAGCCAAAAGUUAUACGAAAUGGACGUGUCUUGGGCAGUCUUGAACCCACUAGGGCUUUUGGUGAUUGUCGAUACAAGCUUCCCGCUUCAAUACAAGAACGUAUAUAUAAGCAAUUCUUUGGCAAGAGGCUACCCAACCAUUUAACAUCUCCUCCAUACGUUACAGCUGAACCAGUUAUCACGACCACAAAAAUCAAUCCCGACAAUAAUGAUUUUUUGGUCAUGGCAAGUGAUGGAUUAUAUGAGAUGUUGACGAAUGAGGAAAUUGUUGGAUUAGUAGUCAAGUGGAUGGAAAGGGAAAAGAUGGUUAAGCCGCAAAAGUCAUUUUGGAACUUUUUCGGCAAAGUUGGUGAAAACAAACUUCCUGAGGUGGAAGACAUCACCAUGGACAAGGCCAGUAAGAAACCAAUUAGGAAAUCUACCGGUGGAGGCAGUUUCUUGUUGCAAGAUAAAAACGUGUCGACGCAUUUAAUUCGAAAUGCAUUGUCGAAUGGAGGGUCGAAAGAGCAAACGUCAAUGAUUAUAUCGAUACCUAACCCUGUAUCGAGGAGGUAUCGUGAUGAUUUGACUGUGACGGUUGUGUUUUUUGGUAAUGAUUUGAAGGAGGCUAAUGAAAAUGGCACUUUGGAAAUCAAUGCUAGUGCAACUGCCGGUGGGGUUGGUGCUUCUAAGCCUAAAUUAUAG